UCAUAGAUAGAUAAAUUCAACUUUUAGUAAUUAAUAGCUUAAACUUUCAAGAUUGACCAUAAAUUAACCUCAGCUCCUAUAUACAAGCUGGUAAUAAGGUCUUAACAUAACAAACAAUUCAACAAAGAAUUAUUAUUACUCCCUUCUACGCCCGAGUCAUAUUCUCGUCCAUGUGGUACGUACUUGCAUGGUCUUCCCUUCUCUCAUCUCCUAGACUUACUCAACAUACGACCCCAUAUUUCUUGCCUACUCCUUUGCUUUAGAUCUCUUUGUACGUACGUACUUUCUUCUAGCUUCUUCUUCAAACCCACCCUUUUUCCUUUCUUCUCAAUUCUUCAUCUAAUCUCAUCACUCAUCACUAAUUUCUUUGAUUUCUUUCCUUUUUUUAUUGUGUGCUUACUAUAGAUUAAAUAUAACUAUAUAUAUGGACGAAAGGCGAGGUGAUGAACUCUCCUCUUAUCAUUCAGAUGCGCCUCUAAGAACACCCCUUUCCUGCUAUCUUCUCCCGUCUUCGACCUCCUCCUCAUCUUCUGUACUAUCAAUGGAAUCUUUGGUCAACGAAAAGUCUCCGCCACCCACUAUCCAAUUCCCGGUGAGCCACCUCAUAAGCUCCGUGGAGCGCCGCCAAGAUGAAGAACGGAAGGGUUUAGAUGAAAUGGACUUCUUUGCUGACCAUAACAAGGAUAAUAAUGUCGUUAUCUCCGAUAGCAAGGAAGGUCUACACCGACAGGAACCCGACUUGGAUUUCAGCAUAAAUGUAGGUACUCCGUGCAUUUACAAAUAUGUAUACUUCCACCACUUCUAGAUGAAAUUCUCACUUUCAAUUCGAUCAGUUAUUGUGUCAUAUUCACUAUUGCAUGAGAGAUAAGGUGUGAACAAGUACUAUAUAUCAAGAUCACUGGGAAUGUAUGUUAAAAUAAAACCAAUUCCAAAACAAGUAAACAUGAAUUAUCUAUGUUUCGAGUAAGAGGCUACAAAUAUGAUGGGUCGU
This is a messenger RNA of Cuscuta epithymum, 991 nucleotides long. NCBI's taxonomy places the organism in Eukaryota, Viridiplantae, Streptophyta, Magnoliopsida, Solanales, Convolvulaceae. The record is from the annotation of a GenBank genome assembly.